Rubroshorea leprosula is the source of this 1794-nucleotide messenger RNA. Lineage: Eukaryota; Viridiplantae; Streptophyta; Magnoliopsida; Malvales; Dipterocarpaceae. The record is from the annotation of a GenBank genome assembly.
GAUUUCCUGCAAGAAUCUCUGACAAGUUUCAGCUUCUUCUGAAGACCUUACAGAACUUCUUCCAUGGUUUUUUGAACAAGAUUGAUGGAGAAGAAGGUGGAUGCAGAUUCCCCUGUUGGGGUCUUGGAGGAUUUCUUGAGGAGUGAGGAAUUUGAAACAAGUUCUUUGAAAGCAUUCACUGCUGAUUCAGGAACAGAGCAGAACACAAAGCACGGUUGUCGUUGGCGACGAUUUGCUCGAUUGUUCAGAAGCAAAUCGAAGAAAUCAUUUGCCACAUUUCGGCCUCGGAGUUUGUUAAUGCCUUCUUCCUUCAGAAGGAGCAGCAGCAUGAGAGAAAACACCGCGGUGACGCCGGAUUUUCUCGUGAAUGCCAAUCCCUGCAACCUCAAGUCUCCCAGGAAAGUUUUCAGCUUUUCCGAGCUCCAAAUCGCCACCAAAAACUUCAGCAGUGAAAACCUCAUUGGAAAAGGUGGGUAUGCGGAGGUUUACAAGGGGAGGUUGCAAAAUGGACAGGUUGUGGCUGUCAAGCGGCUGACAAAGGGCUCGUCGGAUGAGAUAAUCGGAGACUUCUUGGUUGAGAUGGGGAUUAUGGCUCAUGUGAAACAUCCCAAUACUGCUAAGUUAAUUGGAUAUGGGAUUGAAGGUGGAAUGCAUCUUGUUCUUGACCUGUCCCCAAAUGGGAGUUUAGCUUCUCUUCUUUAUGGUACGAAUGAGAAACUGGAAUGGAGUAUUAGGUAUAAGGUUGCAAUAGGCACGGCCGAAGGGUUACUAUACCUUCAUGAGGGUUGUCAGAGGAGAAUUAUCCACAGAGAUAUUAAGGCUGCAAAUAUUCUUCUUACAGAGGACUUUGAGCCUCAGAUUUGUGACUUUGGACUUGCAAAAUGGCUGCCGGAGCAUUGGACUCACCAUAUUGUAUCCAAAUUUGAAGGCACAUUUGGUUAUUUGGCUCCAGAGUACUUAAUGCAUGGCAUAGUAGAUGAGAAAACGGAUGUUUUUGCCUUUGGUGUACUGCUGCUGGAACUAGUAACUGGACGCCGCGCUCUGGAUUACUGUCAGCAAAGCUUGGUCUUGUGGGCAAAACCUUUGUUAAAGAAGAAUGACAUUAGAGAGCUAAUUGAUCCUGCUCUUGCUGAUGAUUACGACCCUAGACAAAUGAAUCUUGUGCUGUUGGCUGCUUCUUUGUGUAUAAACCAGUCUUCAAUUCGCCGCCCCCAAAUGAGUCAGGUUGUACAGCUCCUAAAUGGCAAUCUUAGCUGCUUAAAGAGCUUGAAGAAAUGUCGAUUGCCGUUCUUUAGGAAGGCAUUCCGGGAUGGGCUCUUCAACUCUGAUGAUCUCAUGAGCCCCAGCUAGAAAUAGGUUGACAACACACUUGAGGAAAUUACUGAUGGAUUUGGAGACACACAUACCCUUCUGGGACAGGGCUUAAGAGCUGUAUGUAGACAUUAUUAAUUCCCUAAUCCUGCCAUCAAAAUGCAUGGAAACAGAUUAAAGGGUAUAAGAGAAAAAGAGCAGAAGAAAAGGACUUUACAGUUGACAUGUUUCUUCGACAUAAAAAGAAAGCUAAAAGAAACAGAAGAAGGUGAAGAAGAAUACAGAGGGACAUAUGUACAAAAUUUGGGCCUACUUAAAUGAGAGAAGAGAGGGACCAAACAACAAACUAAAGAAUUCGCAAUGCUUUGUUCAGUUUUUGUUGGAGAGAGACAUAUGAAAGGCCACUGUCUUUUAAAAUUGUCAGUUUAUGGGAAGAUGCAGUCAAGGAUUCAAGGUACAUGUACAUAAAAUAAGCAUUGAAGC